Messenger RNA from Brachypodium distachyon (stiff brome), 1023 nucleotides. Its product is annotated as putative expansin-B14. Gene Ontology annotation, cellular component: extracellular region. Bases 1 to 813 code for a protein of 270 amino acids. The record is from RefSeq and is a predicted model, not a curated record. NCBI's taxonomy places the organism in Eukaryota, Viridiplantae, Streptophyta, Magnoliopsida, Poales, Poaceae. Gene Ontology annotation, biological process: sexual reproduction. The transcript has 4 exons.
AUGGGUUCCUCUUUCGUGUUCGCGGCGCCGGCUGUAGUAGCCUGCAGCCUCCUGCUGCUCUGCAACUGUGGCGCGCCGUCGCCGUCGGCCGUGCAGGCCGAGGAGCUCCGCCGCGAGGUCCAUGGCUGGGCCGACGCCCGCGCCACGUGGUACGGCCCCCCCGGAGGCGCCGGCACCGACGGCGGUGCGUGCGGGUACCAGGGCGACGUGGAGCAGCCGCCGUUCUCCGCCAUGAUCACCGCCGGCGGGCCCUCCAUCUUCCAGAGCGGCCAGGGCUGCGGCGCUUGCUACCAGGUGAAAUGCACGGGAAACGCGGCUUGCUCCGGCCGGCCGGUGACCGUGGUGGUGACCGACGAGUGCCCCGACGGGACGUGCCUCUCCGAGCGCUUCCACUUCGACCUCGGCGGCAGGGCCUUCGGCGCCAUGGCCAAGCCCGGCCUCGCCGAGGCCCUCCGCCACGCCGGCAACAUCAAAGUCCAGUUCAACCGGGUGGCGUGCAACUGGAAGGGAGUGGACAUGGCAUUCAAGGUGGACGUCGGGUCGAACCCGUACUACCUGGCGGUGCUGGUGGAGGACGAGUCCGGCGACGGCGACCUGUCCGCCGUCGACCUCCGCCAGCACGGCGGUUCCGGCGGGGGGUGGGCCCCGAUGCAGCGCUCCUGGGGCGCCGUCUGGAAGUACAACGGGGGCCCGCUGCAGGGGCCCAUGUCGAUCCGGCUCACGUCCGGCUCCGGCAGGAAGCUCGUCGCCGCCGACGUCAUCCCCGCCGGCUGGCAGCCCGGCCGCACCUACCGCUCCGUCGUCAACUACUGAUGAAUAAAAACAAUCUGGCCCAUCGGUGUACAUCUGACGGGAGGAGACGCAUGCAGGAGUAGUAUUAGCAGCCAUGCCAUGCAUAUGCAUGCACGUCACUGGUGCUAAUUGCGUGCACGCGCGCGCUAAGUGAGCUAGCUCUAGCUGAUUAAUUAAUCAAAUUAAGCAAGAUAUUAGCAAACCUGUGUAAUUAAUCCAUGGACGGGUCGA